Molecule: messenger RNA, 5380 nt
Organism: Sus scrofa (pig)
Lineage: Eukaryota; Metazoa; Chordata; Mammalia; Artiodactyla; Suidae
Gene: IPO8
Product: importin 8
Biological process (GO): protein import into nucleus
Cellular component (GO): cytosol; nuclear envelope
Molecular function (GO): small GTPase binding
Source: RefSeq, a predicted model, not a curated record
CACUUUCCGUACAGGAGCAUGGUGGCCGCCAGUAGGAGCAGCCAUAUAGCAUCACGCCCGGGGGAAGAGGCCGCCGUAAAAGAGGCGCCGCUUCCUCUUCUUACUUCUCCCGCCUCCCACCGGCUGUCGUAAAAGGGUGAAUGGAGAGCGAGUUGUGGGGGGUAGAAAGGGAGGACAGGGGGCGCGGAGUCAGAGUGGCGCAGCAAGUGGCUGCAGGUGGCGACGGUGGCGGAGGUUGGGGAGUGAGGUAGUGCAGGGGUCGCGGAGGAGGAGGCUGAGAGGGUCAAAAGAAAAACUAAAGCUGCUGUCUGGCCUACUGGUCCGGGGGCCGCGGAGCCCCCGCCCGGGAGAUGGACCUCAACCGGAUCAUCCAGGCGCUGAAGGGCACCAUCGACCCGAAGCUGCGGAUUGCAGCUGAGAAUGAACUCAACCAGUCUUACAAGAUUAUCAAUUUUGCCCCCAGUUUACUUCGGAUUAUAGUCUCUGACCAUGUGGAAUUCCCAGUACGACAGGCAGCUGCCAUUUACUUGAAGAACAUGGUGACACAAUACUGGCCGGACCGAGAACCUCCACCAGGAGAAGCAAUAUUUCCAUUCAACAUUCAUGAAAAUGAUCGCCAGCAAAUACGUGAUAAUAUUGUAGAAGGAAUAAUUCGGUCUCCAGAUUUAGUGAGAGUCCAGUUAACAAUGUGUCUCCGUGCCAUCAUUAAAUACGAUUUCCCUGGUCAUUGGCCAGCGGUAGUCGACAAGAUAGACUAUUACUUGCAAUCACAGAGCAGUGGAAGCUGGCUUGGCAGUUUAUUAUGUCUGUAUCAACUGGUGAAGACGUAUGAAUAUAAGAAAGCAGAGGAAAGAGAACCUCUUAUAGCAGCAAUGCAAAUAUUUCUGCCUCGUAUUCAGCAACAAAUCAUGCAGCUCCUUCCUGAUUCCUCACAUUAUUCUGUUUUACUACAGAAGCAGAUCCUGAAAAUCUUUUAUGCACUUGUUCAGUAUGCAUUGCCUCUUCAGCUGGUGAAUAACCAAACCAUGACAGCAUGGAUGGAGAUCUUCCGGACUAUUAUUGACAGGACUGUUCCUCCUGAGACUCUGCAGAUUGAUGAGGAUGACAGGCCAGAACUAGUCUGGUGGAAGUGUAAGAAGUGGGCACUACACAUUGUAGCUCGUCUCUUUGAACGAUAUGGAAGCCCAGGAAAUGUCACAAAAGAAUACUUUGAAUUUUCUGAAUUCUUUUUGAAAACGUAUGCAGUGGGAAUUCAGCAGGUACUCCUAAAAAUUUUAGACCAGUAUAGGCAGAAGGAGUAUGUGGCACCCCGUGUCCUUCAGCAGGCAUUCAACUAUCUCAACCAAGGGAUCGUUCAUUCUGUAACCUGGAAGCAGAUGAAGCCACAUAUACAGAAUAUCUCUGAAGAUGUGAUUUUUUCUGUGAUGUGUUAUAAAGAUGAGGAUGAAGAGCUGUGGCAAGAAGAUCCAUAUGAGUAUAUAAGGAUGAAAUUUGAUAUUUUCGAAGAUUAUGCUUCUCCCACCACGGCAGCCCAGACUCUGUUAUAUACUGCUGCAAAGAAAAGAAAAGAGGUGUUGCCAAAAAUGAUGGCGUUUUGUUAUCAAAUCCUAACAGACCCGAACUUUGACCCUAGGAAGAAAGAUGGAGCCCUGCAUGUGAUUGGUUCCCUAGCUGAUAUUUUAUUGAAGAAGAGUUUAUUCAAGGACCAAAUGGAAUUGUUGUUGCAGAAUCAUGUAUUUCCAUUAUUAUUGUCUAACCUGGGAUACCUUCGAGCCAGAUCCUGUUGGGUACUUCAUGCAUUCAGUUCUUUGAAGUUUCAUAAUGAGCUCAACCUAAGAAAUGCAGUUGAUCUAGCAAAGAAGAGCCUGAUUGAAGAUAAGGAGAUGCCUGUCAAGGUUGAAGCUGCCCUUGCUCUUCAGUCAUUAAUUUCUAACCAGACACAAGCUAAGGAAUAUAUGAAGCCACACGUGAGGCCUAUUAUGCAGGAGCUGUUGCACAUUGUUAGAGAGACAGAAAAUGAUGAUGUUACGAAUGUUAUCCAGAAGAUGAUAUGUGAAUACAGUCAAGAGGUAGCCUCAAUUGCUGUUGAUAUGACUCAACACUUGGCUGAGAUAUUUGGCAAAGUUCUUCAAAGUGAUGAAUAUGAAGAAGUCGAAGACAAAACAGUAAUGGCUAUGGGAAUUUUACAUACCAUUGAUACUAUCUUGACAGUUGUAGAAGAUCAUAAAGAGGUUACUCAGCAGUUAGAGAAUAUCUGUCUACGGAUCAUUGAUCUUGUUUUACAGAAACAUGUAAUUGAAUUCUAUGAAGAAAUUCUUUCACUGGCAUAUAGUUUAACCUGCCAUGGUAUUUCUCCUCAAAUGUGGCAGCUUCUAGGUAUAUUAUAUGAGGUUUUUCAGCAGGAUUGUUUUGAGUACUUUACAGACAUGAUGCCUCUUCUGCAUAAUUAUGUGACAAUAGAUACAAGUACUUUACUAUCAAAUCCAAAGCAUUUAGAAAUACUUUUUACAAUGUGUAGAAAGGUACUAUGCGGAGAUGCAGGAGAAGAUGCAGAAUGUCAUGCAGCCAAACUUCUUGAAGUCAUCAUUCUUCAGUGCAAAGGAAGAGGAAUUGAUCAGUGCAUUCCACUCUUUGUUCAACUUGUUUUGGAGAGAUUAACCCGAGGGGUCAAAACCAGUGAGCUUCGUACUAUGUGUCUUCAGGUUGCUAUUGCUGCCUUGUACUACAACCCUGAUUUGCUGCUACAUACUUUAGAACGAAUUCAGUUGCCUCACAACCCUGGGCCUGUAACUGUACAGUUUAUAAAUCAGUGGAUGAAUGAUACAGAUUGUUUUCUGGGGCAUCACGAUCGAAAGAUGUGUAUAAUAGGACUGAGUAUCCUUUUGGAAUUGCAAAAUCGACCUCCUGCAGUAGAUGCUGUGGUAGCACAGAUUGUGCCUUCAAUUCUUUUCCUUUUCCUUGGCCUGAAGCAGGUCUGUGCUACCAGACAACUGGUAAACCGGGAAGAUCGCUCAAAAGUAGAGAAAACCGAUAUGGAAGAAAAUGAGGAGAUUUCAAGUGAUGAAGAGGAAACAAAUGUAACUGCUCAAGCAAUGCAGUCAAACAACGGAAGAGGUGAGGAUGAGGAGGAAGAUGAUGACGACUGGGAUGAAGAAGUGUUGGAAGAAACUGCCCUUGAGGGAUUCAGCACUCCACUGGACCUCGACAGUAGUGUGGAUGAAUAUCAAUUUUUCACACAAGCUCUACUAACUGUACAGAAUCGGGAUGCUGCCUGGUACCAACUGCUGAUGGCACCGCUCAGUGAGGACCAGAGGAGGGCACUGCAGGAGGUGUACACACUGGCGGAGCAUCGGAGGACAGUGGCAGAAGCAAAGAAGAAGAUUGAACAACAGGGAGGCUUCACCUUUGAAAACAAAGGAGUCCUCUCUGCAUUUAACUUUGGGACUAUGCCCACCAACAACUGAAAGAAGGAACAUCAGCCGACCAAAUGUGGUACAUCACCACAUUGUACCACAUUGUACUUCAGGCAGGAGUGGGUCAAGGGGAGCCAGGGAGGGGCUACUUUUUGCGCCACCUGCUGUACCAGCUACUGCCUGGCAUCCAGCAGCGCCUUUAUCCACCCUGCCUUCCCCUUUGACCUUUCUCACUCUGAAAUAUAUAUUUUAAGCAGCUACUGUAAUGUAUGAAAUUUAAGAAAACCAGAAUCAUUGGACUGAAAAGGACAAACCACAUGCUCCAAAGGAUGAAUGACCAAGGUGGUUUCAAGAGGAUUGGAUGGAAUCGCACGUCUCAGGUUUUGCCAUGCAGAAUCAGUGGAUUUAUGCGAAUAACAGUGCCUUCUGUUGUACAUGAAUUAUCUGAAAACAUUUUUUUGGAGUGCAUUGCAAUUUUUUUUUAAAGCGUAAAACAUAUUUCUAGAUAUAAUGUAAACCUUGGCUGUAUGUUGACUUAUUCUGCAUUUUACUAUGUGAAUUUACCAUUAGGCAGUUAGCUGCAAGUCACUCUGGUUUCAAAAUCAUCACUGCUCCCCUUGUUCCCCCUGCUGCUAGGGGCUUUCUUCAGGGGUUGUACAAUAUGCACUGGCUCUGGUUUUUCACAACAUGUUUUUUCCUAAAGAUGUGGCUUUCCUAAGAAGUGUCUUAUUCUCUCUUCCAUCAUAUUUUUCAGCCCUGCAAAGGGUGGUAUUUCUUUUGGAGUCAGCAUAUAUGAGUAUCAAUUUCAUUCAUAGCCUAAUAAGUUCAGGACUCAAAAAUUUCUUGGCAGCAAGUGGCAGGGACUCAUUAGUCACUGGAAUUAACAGUAAGUUAAUUAUGCAGUUGAUUGAUAAUUAUACUAAAGCACAUUGAACUUCUAAGAGAAAGGUGCUACAUAAGCACGCUGUCUUUCUGGAUGGAGGCUUGCAUUUUCAAUAACUUAUCAUUCCAGCUGUGUUGGACCUGGGUCCAAAACAUUUUGUAACAAUAUAUAUAUAUAUAUUUUUUUUUAUCUAGGAAAAAGACCCAAGUAAAUUUAACUUCUUGCUUUCUCACACUUCUGAAUUUUCUCCUAUCUAAUCCAUUCUAGUUUUUAUUAUAGCUCAAUUUGGCUUCUUUUAUUUUUCAAGGGUUGGGAAUAUUGGUCAGCUGUACUCUUAAACAUGGUAAUGAUACAAGAUAGCUGGUGAUAAAUAUUGGAGAUGGAGGUUGCCGUGCUUUUUCUGAACUGAUCCAACACCGCAACAUGCGUGAUGGUGCUUUCAUUCAGUAAAGUGAAAGUGUAUUUUCAGAACUUUCAUUUCUGGGUAUGAUACAGUUGUCCACUUUUGUGAAAUGUUUUCAGCUUAAUAUUUUACAUCAGUCACUGGAGGAGUUUUCUCCAGGUGCUUUCUAUAUUACCAUCCCUUGUUAAUAUGAACUCUUUUUAGAAUUUUAGGUUAUUUAAGUAGUUUUUACAGAAGUAGCCCAAGAAGCCAUGAGUUUCAGAGUUAAAUGAUCCCCUGCUUCCCUUUGUUCCUCCCUUCCUGCGGCAUUAAUGCUGAUUGUGCCAAUUGGUGUGUAGAAAAGAAAGAUGGCAUUGGGGGAAAUUUUAGACAUCUUAAGGUUUGAAACUCUUCUUAUUCUCCUCUUGUCCCAAAUGGUUUAAUUUUAGCAUAAGUAAUAUGCCUUCACACUGGAUUGUAAGAGGCAUGUGAUUUUAUUUUUGUGAUGUAUUGUCUUCUGCAGUAUUAAAGGGAAAGAAGUGUUAAUGUGUAUCAUCCUAUCUUGUUUUUGAAGCCAGGGUAGUUGUAUAAUUUUGUUACCAGCAGUGCUAACCUGAAUGUGAUCUGAUUACCUUGGAAAUGCAGGAACUUAUAUGAAUGUACUGUAAAAUAAAAUGCGGACUGAUUCCCAGGAUCCUGAAA